Triplophysa dalaica is the source of this 3705-nucleotide messenger RNA. RefSeq names its product zinc finger and BTB domain containing 7B (gene zbtb7b). The coding region runs from base 552 to 2036 and encodes 494 amino acids. Gene Ontology annotation, molecular function: protein binding; RNA polymerase II cis-regulatory region sequence-specific DNA binding; DNA-binding transcription factor activity, RNA polymerase II-specific. Gene Ontology annotation, biological process: regulation of transcription by RNA polymerase II; positive regulation of gene expression. Lineage: Eukaryota; Metazoa; Chordata; Actinopteri; Cypriniformes; Nemacheilidae. The record is from RefSeq and is a predicted model, not a curated record. The transcript has 4 exons.
UGGAAACGCGUGAAAAAGGAAGAGACGCGUGAAAUAUGACUGACUCGAGUGAUGUGUGAAUGACCAGCAGCGGUCCGGUCAUGCCCAGCCGGAUCAACACACACACCUGCCGCCGCGCAGCGACUGAUGCCCGUUCAGCCCUAUCGCGCCGCGUCCGACCCCCCCAUCCCCCCACCCCUGCGCCCUCCGCCGCCCACAGAGCCAAUCACCCGCGGCCACUGGAAGUAGGACAAGCCGCUUCCUGGUUGCGGGUUUAAGGAGGAGCGGCAGGCGUUCGUCAGGAGCGGGUCAGAACCGGCACAAGAGCGGAUCGAACCACUGACAGCACACACCGACACCGGACGAAGAUCAGGCGCUACCGGAGACCAAACCGCGGAGCCGUUGCGGUGCGCGCGAGGUCGACGCGCGUCACUUUCAGGAAGUAGAAGAAGAGCCGGCGGUCAGGUGGGACACUACGCGGCGGGGAAACUCAGGUGACACCGGCUCAGGACUGACUGAGAGACACAGACGUGAGAAGUGGCCAACUGUAUGUUUAUGGACUGGAGGUGGCGAUGUCUCCAGGAGAGGACGGUCUUAUUGGGAUUCCCUUCCCUGAGCACAGCAAUGAGCUCCUGUCCCGACUCAACGCUCAGCGGCGGUCGGGGCUGCUCUGCGACCUCACGCUGACCUCACGUGGCACCCGACACCCCACGCACCGCUCCGUCAUGGCCGGCGUCAGUCUGUACUUCCGCCGUCUAUUCGGGGCAGAGGAGGGUGAGGACGGAGGCGAGGGGGUGGGCGACAACUGUAGCGUGUGCCAGUUGGACUGCGUGUCACCCGACGCACUGGCCGCCCUGCUAGAGUUCGCCUACACCGCCACGCUGACCAUCCGCAGCUCGGGCAUGCGAGAGGUCCUGAAGGGGGCGCAGCUCCUGGGCAUUCAGUGCGUGGCAGAUGCCUGCCGGGACAUCCUCGGCGAGUCGGGUGACGAUCUGACGGACCCAGUGGAGGAGGCAGAACAGACGACGUCCCGCCGCAAACAGGACCGAUGCUCUGUGGUCAGAGCCUCGUCCCCCGUAAGACCGGCAUGGCACAAUUCCCAUCACGAAAUGGCACCCGCGUCCGAGGACACGCCCGAGAACGGGGUGCUUCCCACACAGGGGCGAGAAGGACACCCGCCGGCUGCCGCCGGGCAAGACGGAGCAACGCACCGGAGCAGGCUGAUAAAUGGAAGUUCUCACUGGCUGCAGGAGUCCACUCUGAUUCCUCACCGACCCGAAGACAUCCCGUCAGACGAGGACGAGUCGGGCCUGAAAGGACGGGUCACGCCCCACAACAACCAACCGCACGGGGAGGGAGGAAGGGGUGGAGUCACGCUGGGUGGGGGAAGGAAGAGGAAGUCUCAGACACCGCAGCAGUGUCCCGUCUGUCAGAAGAUCAUCCACGGAGCAGGAAAGCUGCCACGUCACAUGAGAACGCACACGGGAGAGAAACCCUUUCAGUGCCCCACCUGCAGCGUCCGUUUCACACGGAACGACAAGCUGAAGAUCCACAUGAGGAAACACACGGGCGAGAGGCCGUACUCCUGCCCCAGCUGCCCCGCUCGCUUCCUGCACUCCUACGACCUGAAGAACCAUCUGUCGCUACACAGCGGCGAUCGGCCUUUCGAGUGCCCACUGUGCCACAAGGCGUUCGCCCGCGAGGACCAUCUGCAGCGUCACAGAAAGGGCCACAGCUGCCUGGAGCUGCGCACCCGUCGCCCACGCCACGGCAACAACCCCGCCUCCUCGCCGCCCCCCGAUCCGUUCAGCCUUCACCCCGAAAGCAUGAGCGCGCUUGCGGCCGCCCGACACCUGUACGCCCAGGAAAGCCGCAGCGUGCCGAUGCAGCUGCUGGGUGCCGGGGGGCCCCUCCCUGAGAUGCUGUGGCGGCCGACGGGCGGAGAAAUGAUGAGUCAAGGCAGGGGGGACUCAUCUGCGCACCCAUCAGUUCCACAAAAAGCAUGGGAGGAAGAUGAAGAGGAAGAAGAGAAGGUUUUCAAGGUGGAGAGCGAGUGAAAGCGCUGAUCUGUGUGUAAUGGGUGAAACAGGGUCUGUAACUGUUGUAAUGUCUUCUGUAUGUUGUGUUGUUUUCUUCAGUUUGUGAGUGUAGAUCUGUUAAAAUGUGCUUGGGGUUCACGCUAUGGAAAAAUGAAACCUACAAGAGUGACUGAACAAACGUGAAAUAGAAAGCAGGUGGAUAAGGAUGAUGUGAUGAUGAAUGUAUGAAUCCAGUGAAGAAGAAGAUAGAGCUCAGGGGGAAGAAUGGACUCGUUCAUGUACUGUCAUUCCAAAAGAGAAGAGUUUUUGUUUCUUAAGUCUGAAGUAUGUCUGUAUGAACAUGACACACGUCUUCAUUGUUCAGAUAUAUGUAGCCUUUACACAGUCUCUUUCUCUGAAACUGGACCAGGCCUCAGUUUAAAAGGGCUUUUGCUGAUCUUAAAGGAAAACGCUUGUUGUUUUUAGGUUUCUAUGUUUUACUGGGGGUUAAAUAGCUUUGAAGAAUGAAAUGUUUCCUUUCUAUUGUAUAUGACGGGCAAGGAACUCUUUUGUAUACAGCUUUAUUUAUUUAUUUGUUGGUUUGUUUGUUAUUUAUAGUGGCGUUUCAGUUAUUUUGCAUUGAGCACCGGUGUACAACAAACGUCUGGGAUCAGUUUGGCUUUUUUUCCCAAUAACGUCCUCCGGUAGAUGUGGUGUGAUGUCUGAUCUCUGAUCAGUGCUGUGUUUAUAUCUGCUGUUUGUCUCGCAUCACAUUAUUCUACAUGUGUACACGCACAUGUGAACGCUCAGGUGCUGUAGAGAACCGCAAAGAUUUCUGGGAUUUUUCUGCAGUCUUUUCUCUUUGCGAAGUUUUGCACACAAAAGGUCUAAAUUAAAUGGCCUUCACUGACCCGAGUGAGAUCUUGCCUUGAUGAAGCAAAUACACAUAUCUGAUAUGUUACAGAUAUAAGAUGAUGUCUGAAAAUGAUGGAAGAGUAGUCGCCUUCAGUUGCCUAAUUGUGAUGAAUAUAUUCAUGGUGUGCUGAAGUGCUCAUGUCUCAUGCAUUCUGGGUAAUGGAGUCGGCGUUGUGUGUUACAGUAAUGUUGAACGUAGGAGAAAUGACCCAAAGUGGUUUAUUUGCACUAAAACGGGAUCUUUGUGUUUGGAAAUAUAUUCUUAUAUUCUUUAUGUAUGAGCAAACUAUGAUUGUAAAUCCUUAAUUUAAAAAAAAAAUGACAAAAAACAGCUUGACCAUGAAUAUUAAAUGCUUCUGAAAUGUAUGAUGUAAUAAGGUGACGCUGCCUUGAUUUCAUUUUAUUUGAUAUUUUGCAACUAUUCUCAGGAAAUCUUGAGCCAUGCACUAAGAGGUUAUGCAAAUGUUUGGUGAAAUAUUAAUUUAUUGUAUAUAUAAUUGUGUUGACCAAUAUCAGAAAUAUAACUUUGUUAUAAAGUAAAGUUUCGUUUACUUGCAUCUGUCAUUUAAAAAAAAUAAGUUUAGUAAAUGAUGGGAUUUAUAUGAAAAUCAAAUGAUUAUUUUGGUUUGGCUGUGUUGUAUUCUUGUGAGGAUCGGUGCUGGUUUAUAGGUGAAGGGACCGCUGGUAAAACCCCUCUUAUUCAGGGAUAUUUUUCUGUUCAUAGAGUGAAAUCUUUCUGUUAUAAAAUGUUGUACAAAUACAGAGCAAAUAAACAAAGAUUUAUGCACAAACA